Molecule: messenger RNA, 1106 nt
Organism: Coregonus sp. 'balchen'
Lineage: Eukaryota; Metazoa; Chordata; Actinopteri; Salmoniformes; Salmonidae
Source: the annotation of a GenBank genome assembly
AUGCCCUUUACCAUCAAGUGAGUGUUACUGCUCUCUAGAGGUGUAUUUUUAUGUUUUUGCAAUGAAAAUUCUCAUUCUCCAUUCCCAAUGUGCUGUUAGGGCUGACUGUGCAUUGCACUCUUCCAGGAAAGUAUACGUUCAUAAACUGUUUUUAAACCGCAUAGGAGAACUUACACAUCAAUAUUGCCGGAUUUGUGUAAUGGAGGAUGUUGCAGCUAUACACUCACUUCCUGUUGUGGUUUGUUUGUUUAUUUUUGUUUAGAGAGAUGGCGAACAGAAAUGCCAAUGGAAGUACCAACAGUAAUGUGAAUGGGAGUGCCAAAGCUGGGCUGCCAGGGGAUAUGGAUGGCACGGAGGACAGUGUGGAGUUCAGACUGAUGAUGGCGUACGCCCAGAGGAGGAGACCUAGGGAGGUGUUGUGCCCGCUACCUCAAGGCACAGUCACCCAGCCGGGUGGCACAGAGACACUAGAGGGCCAUGCGGACACAUUUAUAAAGAAGACGAAGAAGAAGAAGAAGAAGAAGGGGAUGAGAAUGAGGCUGCAGAGACAGUUCAGCUGUUGCAUCAGGACCACCAAGAACACCACCACCAGCAUCACCAACGGGCACCCAAAGGUCCUGCUUCAGAUCCUUUGGCAAUGGUGAGUUUGUAUCAGGGGAAGGAGAGACAGGAGGGUUGUUUGAUUGCAUGUGUUGGUGUAAUACUUUAAAAUGUAAGGUACAUUGUAUGUUUCUUCUUUAGUCAGCUGGUUUGACUUCAUACCAAGCAUACUAAAGCUGUGUGUGUGUGUUUCAGGUUCAGUGGGAGAUGAGCUGAACGAGGUAGUUGACCGGUUGACUCAGAUUGCUGACGGAGUGAGCUUCAGUCCUUGGGAUCUGGAGACUGAUGGAGAGGAAGGUAUAAGACUGACUCAGCCGCCAUAUCUGGGUUGUAUUCAUUAGGCACCAAAUGGAAAAAAAGGGACAAACUGGGAGGGGCUACAUGAACUUGUCCAAUAAGAAUACCUCUGACCUCUAACCCCUUACCCUCUUCUAUCUCUGCCUUUCAGAUGCUAUAGAGACUCUGGUGGGGCUUCUGCUGAGAGGAGCGGGAGACAAACUCAAUGA